GCGUGUGUUUUGCGCAUGCGCAACGUCGACUGCGUAGAAACCAACAACAAACUAUGGCGGACGAACACCCUGAUGCUGAGCAGAGCAUGGAGGGACACACUCCUGUCCCAGAAAAUCCUCAUGCAGAAUAUGGUCUCACUGAAAACAUCCAGAGAAUAGUGGAGAAUGAGAAAACUGCUGAAAAAGUCGCCAAACAGAAGGUGGAUCCUCAGACCCUGCAGACCCUUCCCACACGAGCGUAUCUGGAUCAGACCGUGGUUCCUAUUCUCCUGCAGGGCUUGUCAGUUCUGGCCAAGGAAAGGCCUCCAAAUCCCAUAGAGUUUUUAGCGGCAUUCUUACUGAAGAACAAGUCCCAGUUUGAGGAACGAAAUUAAACACACAUCAUGCGGCGGAAGACUUAGGAUAACAGUUUUUUUUUGUUUCUUUUGUGUUGUGAAUUUAAAUGUAAUGGUGUCACACUUCAGAUUGUUUGUUUGCCAAGGUUCAUGUAGUUUUUUAAGCUCUAAUAAAAUGUUCAAGCAGCCA
Messenger RNA from Labeo rohita (rohu), 525 nucleotides. It is a transcript of the gene dpy30, whose product is annotated as dpy-30 histone methyltransferase complex regulatory subunit. Gene Ontology annotation, cellular component: Set1C/COMPASS complex. The coding region runs from base 54 to 374 and encodes 106 amino acids. The transcript is spliced from 5 exons. The record is from RefSeq and is a predicted model, not a curated record. Lineage: Eukaryota; Metazoa; Chordata; Actinopteri; Cypriniformes; Cyprinidae.